This is a messenger RNA of Plectropomus leopardus (leopard coralgrouper), 3189 nucleotides long. Its product is annotated as calpain-1 catalytic subunit. Lineage: Eukaryota; Metazoa; Chordata; Actinopteri; Perciformes; Serranidae. Gene Ontology annotation, cellular component: cytoplasm. Gene Ontology annotation, molecular function: calcium ion binding; calcium-dependent cysteine-type endopeptidase activity. The record is from RefSeq and is a predicted model, not a curated record. Gene Ontology annotation, biological process: proteolysis.
GCGCUCCAGACUACCAAACCACUGCCCCCUUUCCACAGAUUUACACGAUCGCCUCUAUCAGACCUAUUCAGAAGGAGCCUUAAAUUGCCUUUAAAGCGGUGCCUGCCUAUACAGACAAGUAUGUAUCCGUUUGGAGGGAUAUCUGCAACCAUACAGGCCAACAGGCUGCGGGCAGAAGGCAUGGGCUCCAAGGAUCAGGCUGUGAAAUUCUCCAACCAGGACUACGAGGCACUGAAGCAGGAAUGUGUGGAGUCGGGCUGCCUGUUUGAAGACCCCUGUUUCCCUGCUGAGCCUCCAUCCCUGGGCUUCAAGGAGCUUGCCCCUUAUUCCUCCAAAACUAGGGAUGUGGAGUGGAAAAGGCCCACGGAACUGACAGACGACCCUCAGUUCAUUGUGGACGGUGCCACCAGGACGGACAUCUGUCAGGGAGCGCUGGGUGACUGCUGGCUCUUAGCAGCCAUCGGCUCUCUCACCCUGAAUGAGAAGCUUCUUCAUCGUGUUGUCCCACAUGGGCAGUCCUUCCAAGACGACUACGCUGGAAUCUUCCACUUUCAGUUCUGGCAGUUCGGCGAGUGGGUGGAUGUUGUGAUAGAUGACAGACUGCCUGUCAAGGAUGGGGAGCUUAUGUUUGUCCAUUCUGCAGAGGGCAAUGAAUUCUGGAGUGCACUGUUGGAGAAGGCGUAUGCCAAGCUGAAUGGCUCCUAUGAGGCUCUGUCAGGAGGAAGCACCACUGAAGGGUUUGAGGACUUCACAGGAGGUGUGUCUGAGAUGUACGAGCUCCGCAGUGCUCCCAGAGAUCUGUACAGGAUAAUUGCAAAAGCCUUGGAGAGAGGCUCUCUGCUGGGCUGCUCCAUUGAUAUCACCAGUGCCUUCGACAUGGAGGCUGUUACAUUCAAGAAGCUUGUGAAGGGCCACGCCUACUCAGUUACUGGACUGAAGGAGGUUGAUUUCCGCGGCAACAUGGAACGCCUGAUCCGAAUACGCAACCCUUGGGGUCAGGUGGAGUGGACUGGAGCCUGGAGUGACAAUUCUCCUGAAUGGGAUGAGAUUGACCCUUCAGAACGGGAAGACCUGCAUCUGAAGAUGGAAGAUGGCGAGUUUUGGAUGUCCUUCAGUGAAUUCAAGAGGCAGUUUUCCCGGUUAGAGAUCUGUAACUUGACUCCUGAUGCUCUGAGUGAUGAUAGUCUCAGCCACUGGAACACCAUCAAGUUUUACGGCACGUGGAGGAGAGGCAGCACCGCUGGAGGCUGCAGGAACCAUCCCAACACAUUCUGGAUCAACCCUCAGUACAAGAUCACAUUGCUGGAGGAGGAUGACGACCCAGAGGACGAUGAGGUGGCGUGCAGUUUUUUAGUAGCUCUCAUGCAGAAGGACCGCCGCAGAUAUAGGCGCCAUGGUCAGGACAUGCACACCAUUGGCUUUGCUCUCUAUGAGAUCCCAGAAGAGUACAGAGGCUGCCAGAAUGUCCAUUUGAAGAAAAACUUCUUUUUGUCACAUUCAUCGUGCGCUCGCUCAGAGACCUUCAUCAACCUGAGAGAGGUGAGCACACGGCUCCGUCUGCCGCCUGGAGAGUACCUCAUCGUCCCCUCCACCUUUGAGCCCAGCAAGGAGGCUGACUUUGUCCUCAGAGUCUUUACUGAGAAGCAAUCAGAAACAGAAGAACUGGAUGAUGAAAUCUCUGCUGAUUUAGAUGAUGAGGAUGAAAUAACCGAAGACGACAUUGACGACUCUUUCAAGUCCAUGUUCGCUCAGCUAGCAGGAGAGGACAUGGAGAUUUCUAUUCACGAGCUGAAGACCAUUCUAAACAGAGUCAUCUCCCGCCACAAAGAUCUGAAGACAGAUGGCUUCAGUACAGACUCAUGCAGGACCAUGGUCAACCUGAUGGACAAAGAUGGGAGUGCACGUUUAGGGCUGGUGGAGUUUCAGAUCCUCUGGAAUAAGAUCAGAAAGUGGCUGGUCAUUUUUAGAGAUUUUGACCUCGACAAGUCAGGAGCAAUGAGCUCAUAUGAGAUGCGUCUCGCUGUGGAGGCAGCAGGUUUUAAACUGAAUAACAGACUGAACCAGAUUCUGGUAGCGCGGUAUGCAGAGGAUGAGAUGGUUGACUUCGACAACUUCAUAUGCUGCUUGGUCAAGCUCGAAGCCAUGUUCAGGUCUUUCAAGCAGCUCGACAAGGAGGGAUCAGGAGAGGCUGAGAUGAAUGUAACAGAGUGGCUUUACCUGACAAUGUGUGGUUGAAGAGGGCAUAUUUGUUGGAGCGAGGUGUAGAGCAAAGGUGUAGUGCCUGCAGAGUGCCACGAACCCGGAGAACUGAAGACCCCUCGGCCUUAGCCACCCAAUGAUCCUUUUACACAUCCCACCUCAGCGUACAUAAAGUAGUCAAAUAACCGUCUAAACGGGAAACCAAAGUCCAAUCAAGCCAAGUGUCUCCCUGUCGAAUUUUAGAAACUAUGCAAACCUACAUUAUGAAGCAGUCACUGUGCCACUUAGAUGUGUCGUCUCUGUUAAAACAGCAUGAGUCUGAGCAUGACAAAAAUCACUAGCUUGUAAUGUGGAUUGUAGGUUUAGUUUAGUUUUGCUGUUUGUAUUAAUGUCAGCUGAUUUGCUAAGUGUCACUGCUCAUAUUAUUUCAAAAUCUCAGUAAAAGUUGUUUUGCUAAGGAACACAAAAGAAAUCUGAAUUAGUCUGUUACUGUUAAUGCAUUAAAAGGUGAAGUCUUAUAGUUUCUCUUAAUCAUUCUGCAAUCGUUUCUUUUUUAAUUGCCUGAGAACAAAAGGAUAUUUAACAGGAAAUGAUCACCUCAGUGUCGUUUCAUUCUUGCACCAGUAGAUGGCAGUACAGACUUGAUGUAAUGUCAAUGAUUUUUUUUUUUUUUAAUGUUUUGGUAUUUGAUACAAGCCUGUUUAUAUAUUACGUUAAUCUUUUUCUUUAAUUGAAGUCAAGCAACUGAAUUUUUAGUUUUACUAAUUUUUUUCACUUUGCACUGAGAUUUUAGAGAAUCUGCUACUGAAGUUGCCUCACAAUGGUGAGAAAUACUGUAUUUCAGUCUACUCAAGUGACAUUUACAGGGAUCACGAUACUAAAUGCCUUCACACAUGACACCACAAUGUUAAACAGCUAUUACAAAUAUGCCAGUCAUGUGUUUUGUGUUGUGAAUGUAUGUUGUGCCUUCAAUAAAUAUUUCCCUCAUGA